AGGCUUGACGCGUGCGCAGUGCGCGUUUGGCGAGUUCUGGGAGCAGUGGCUACAAGUGUUGGAGGAGCUGAGCUGGUGGAGUGCGGGCUCAUGUGACAGCUGUGUGCUCGGAGCCGCGGCCUGCACACGGAGUGACAGCAUGGCCGCCAACGAGGACCAGGAGAUGGAGCUAGAAGCUCUUCGAUCUAUCUACGAGGGAGAUGAUUGCUUUAAGGAGCUCGGGCCUACUGUUUUCCAGUAUCGGGUUGGUGACAUUGGGGAAGUCAAAGCCUUUCUUGUUGAAAUCUCAUGGCCAGAAAGCUAUCCGGAAACCGCCCCUACCAUAACUAUGAAUGCGUUUUUUAAUAAUCAGAUUUCUCACGCUGUGAAACAGAACAUCAUAAAUAAGUUACAAGAGCAGGUGGAGGCAAACCUUGGUACCUCCAUGAUGUACACGUUAUUUGAAUAUGCCAAAGACAAUAAGGAAGAAUUAAUGGAGAACCAUCAACCAUUCAGCAACAGUACAACAUUAAUAGGAAAUGAUGGCACAGUAGAAGGAACAAAUAUAACUCAAUCAAGUAAGAAAAAAGAGAAAAAGGAGCAGUUAACAAAAUCACAGAAGAGAAAACUGGCAGAUAAAAUAGACCACAAGGGAGAACUACCACGUGGAUGGAACUGGGUUGAUGUCAUUAAGCAUCUGUCUAAAACUGGCUCCGCCGAGGAUGACUAGAAAUCAUGAAGAGUCUUUUUAAUAACAAACCAUGACUGCAGUUCAUCAUCUACACAUUUUUUUUCUUAUUUUACUUUGGUAAUUUAUU
Molecule: messenger RNA, 797 nt
Organism: Bufo bufo (common toad)
Lineage: Eukaryota; Metazoa; Chordata; Amphibia; Anura; Bufonidae
Gene: RWDD4
Product: RWD domain containing 4
Exons: 8
Coding region: 140-709 (189 amino acids)
Molecular function (GO): protein binding
Source: RefSeq, a predicted model, not a curated record